Tupaia belangeri chinensis (Chinese tree shrew) is the source of this 1340-nucleotide messenger RNA. Its product is annotated as zinc finger protein OZF. Gene Ontology annotation, cellular component: nucleus. Gene Ontology annotation, molecular function: DNA-binding transcription factor activity, RNA polymerase II-specific; RNA polymerase II transcription regulatory region sequence-specific DNA binding. The transcript has 3 exons. The coding region runs from base 1 to 1326 and encodes 441 amino acids. Gene Ontology annotation, biological process: regulation of transcription by RNA polymerase II. The record is from RefSeq and is a predicted model, not a curated record. NCBI's taxonomy places the organism in Eukaryota, Metazoa, Chordata, Mammalia, Scandentia, Tupaiidae.
AUGCUGGAGACCUACAGCAACCUGGUGUUUUUGGGACAAUGCAUUGCCAAACCUGCAGUGAUCUUCAAGUUGGAGCAAGGAGGCGAUCCAUGGACAUUAGAAGAACUUCCCAGCUUGAGCUUCCCAGGAGAGAAGCCCUAUGAGUGUAAACAAUGUAAGAAAACGUUUUCCCGGAAUUCAGACCUCACUGUACACCAGAGGAGUCACAUGGGAGAGAAAUCCUAUGAAAAUAAAAAAUGUGAUAAAAUGUUCUUCAAGAAGUCACAAUUCACUGUGCAUGAGACAAGUCACACUGGAGAGAAAUCGCAAGAGCAUGAAUGUGGGGAAUGUGGAAAAUCUUUCAAUUUCAAGUCAGUCUUUAGUAGACAUUGGAAAAUUCAAACAAGAAAGAAAAAAUAUGAUUGUGAACAAUGUAGAACAAUGUUCUCCCGGAAGUCAGUUCUCACUAGGCAUUGGAGAAUCCACACAGGAGAAACACCCUAUGAAUGUGAACAAUGUGGAAAAACAUUCUCCAGGAAGGGGUACCUAAGUGUACAUAAGAGAACUCACACAGGAGAGAAGCCCUAUGAAUGUGAACAAUGUAAGAAAAGGUUCUCCCAGAAGUCAGUUCUCAUUAGUCAUCAGCGAAUCCACACAGGAGAAACACCCUAUGAAUGUGAACAAUGUAGGAAAAUGUUCUCCCGGAAGUCAGUUCUCACUAGCCAUCGGAGAAUCCACACAGGAGAAAAACCCUAUGAAUGUAAACAAUGUAGGAAAAUGUUCUCCCGGAAGUCAGUUCUCACUAGCCAUCGGAGAAUCCACACAGGAGAAAAACCCUAUGAAUGUAAACAAUGUAGGAAAAUGUUCUCCCGGAAGUCAGUUCUCACUAGCCAUCGGAGAAUCCACACAGGAGAAAAACCCUAUGAAUGUAAACAAUGUAGGAAAAUGUUCUCCCAGAAGUCAUAUCUUAUUGCGCAUCAGAGAACUCAUACAGGAGAAAAACUCUAUGAUUGUGAACAAUGUGGGAAAAGGUUCUCCCGGAAGUCACAUCUCAUUAUGCAUCAGAGAACUCAUACAGGAGAAAAACCCUAUGAAUGUGAACAGUGUGGGAAAACAUUCUCCAGCAAGGGAUACCUAACUGUACAUAAGAGAACUCACACAGGAGAGAAGCCCUAUGAAUGUGAACAAUGUAGGAAAAUGUUCUCUCGGAAGUCAGUUCUCACUAGGCAUCAGAGAAUCCACACAGGAGAAACAUCCUAUGAAUGUGAACAAUGUGGGAAGAGAUUCUACAGCAAGUGGGACCUAACUGAAAAUCAGAGAACUCAACACAGGAGAGGAACCCUAUGAUUGUGAACAAUGUA